Molecule: messenger RNA, 975 nt
Organism: Kluyveromyces marxianus DMKU3-1042
Lineage: Eukaryota; Fungi; Ascomycota; Saccharomycetes; Saccharomycetales; Saccharomycetaceae
Gene: BMT5
Product: 25S rRNA (uracil2634-N3)-methyltransferase
Exons: 1
Coding region: 1-975 (324 amino acids)
Biological process (GO): rRNA base methylation
Cellular component (GO): cytoplasm
Molecular function (GO): rRNA (uridine-N3-)-methyltransferase activity
Source: RefSeq, a predicted model, not a curated record
AUGGCCAGAAAACUAAAGGGUAAAAGCUCAUCGAAGGGGCUCAAAGGUGCAUUACUGAGGCAUCAAGAGAUUGAAAAGAAGACCAUCAAACUUAAAAAGAGACAACAACAUGAGCUAGCGAAGGGUAAACCCACAAAACAACCCGAAAGGCAAAGAGAACUACAGAAGGAGAGAGGUUCAGGGUUUAUACCGUUUAAAAAGGAUUCUACCGUUCUGCUUGUGGGUGAAGGUGAUUUUUCUUUCGCUAAGAGCAUCAUCGAAGAAGGAUAUGUUGCACCAGAGAAGUUGGUUGUAACCAGUUACGAUAGUGGUGUAAAGGAGCUACAGCUCAAAUAUCCAAAUAGCUUUGACGAGAACUAUAACUUUUUGAAGGAAAACAACGUUACGGUUCUAUUUGGAGUUGACGCAACAAACCUUAUCAAGACGAUGAAAAUCACAAAGAAGACGCCAUGGCACAAAGUUGCUGGGAGUCAAUGGGCUUCCACAAAACUCGAAUUCAUUGUCUUCAACUUCCCACACACAGGUCGUGGGAUCAAGGACCAAGAUAGAAAUAUUUUCGAGCACCAGCAAUUAAUGCACAAAUACUUUGCUAGUUGUAAACAAUUAUUCCAACUUGUGAACAAUAAUCAACAGGGCAAAGCAUCCACAGAGUCUAUGGGUGGUUACUUAACUAAUUCAGAUGCAAAUGUGGAUGAUAAAGGAUUUGGUAAAGUCUGUCUUUCGUUGUUUACUGGGGAACCUUAUGAUUCCUGGCAAAUAAAAAUCCUAGCUAAGGAUAAUGGUUGGAAAGUCCAAGAGUCAGGCAAGUUUGAUUGGAACAAAUUCCCUGCAUAUCGUCAUAGAAGAACUAACAAUGAGAUGACAACUACAAAGCCAGCAGAACAGAGAGACGCCAGAAUGUACGUAUUUGAAAUGUUCAACAAGCGCAAACACUCCAAAAAGCCUUUGAAAGGGGACGAUAGCGAUUCAGAUUAA